GGUCGUCACCCCCGGGGUGCGCGGAAGCGUUAAUCCCCCACAGGGUCAGCGAAGCCGCUGGCGGCGGCGGCCUCCCCGUUGGCGGUUUCGCCCCGAUUUAGAGACUUCCCCCCCGCUUUCUUUCCCCGUACGUUCGCGGGUGGUGUAAGACCCGCCGACUUCCAGCACGGAGGAGCUUGCCCGUCUCCUUUAAGAGGGGAGGCUGGGCUUCCCGUGACCUCUCCGUGCGGCCGCCCCUUCCUGGUUGCCAUAGCGAUUGGCCGCUGGCGUCCUAAAAUGGCGUCGCUCCUCACAGACACUUUGUUCGAGGCGCGAGGGCAGGCCCCGGCGCCCAGCAAAGACUUCUACCAGCUCCUUGUCACCAAGACGGAGGUAAUUUUCAGGUGGUGGAAAAUUUCUCUUCGGAGUGAAUUUCGUGAAGCAAGACCUGGAGAACUUAGAGAAACUCAUGAAGACUUCUUGGAUGACCCUUCUCUCCAAAUUCAAAUAGCCAUCGUGUUUGGAGGAGAUACUCUGGAUCAUAUCUUCAACAUGUGCCGGGGGAAUUAUGAUUUCCUAGUGCGACUUCCUGAUCCAUUGCUUUUGUACAUCAUGUCCUAUUUGGAUCUUGAAGAUAUUGCCAGACUUUCUCAAGUAUCUCACAGAUUUGAAACGUUAUGCAACUCGGAUAAACUAUGGGAAAUGAUUGUACAAAAUUUAUCGGGCAAAAUUACCUCAGAAAUGAGAUCCCUGGCACACGAGGUGGGCUGGAAGCAGUUCUUCUUCACUAACAAGAUUCAACUGCAGCUCCAACUCAGAAGAAGAAGGCAGAUGAAAACUGAAUCAUCAGAUAGCCUGUCAGAUUAAAGGAGCGCUUUUCCUAGCUGGCGGUAACAACUCUAAUGUGUGUAUUUGUUCCAUAAAUGUCUUGCUUUGUUUUCUGGGAAAAAGAAAUUGAGCUGCAGGUAUAAAAUUAAUGUGGGGCCUGCCUUGAUGAACACUCAUUAUGAAGGUGUGCAAGGACUUUUUUGUUUCGUUAUUUCAUUUGUUUUCAUUGGGUAAAAAACUUCGUGAGGUUCGUCCAUUUACAGCACAUUUGUUUUCAUCACUCCCCUGUUUUUGCAUUGUCUUUAUUUUGCUUUUUCUUAGGGGCUGGUCAUGGAAGCCACUUCUUUGUAGCCUGCAAUUUAUUUUUCCAGAAAGACCUAGGCAUAGUCCAGGGAAUUUGAUGGUGGUAAGGGUAGUAUUAGCUGCCACAAAAACGAUGAAGGAGCCCACCCCACCCCACCCGGCCUGGGUGCAAUUUUCCUUUAAAAAUGCAUUGAAAUGACACAACAUCCAGGGUAUUCUGGGGAAAUAAAAUGGCAGCUACCAGGAGGAAGCUGCUGAAAGCAACUGAUGUUUCCUGUAGCUGCAACUUAAUUCACAAAGAAACAAUUCCCUUUCAUUUUGUAAGAUAUGAAACAUCUAUACAUAGUUUGAGGGACCUGAUUAACUACAAUAUAAUGACCUUUUUUUUAAAAAAAAAAAGGGUUGAAUACUGUGUAAAUAUUUCUGAAGGCUAUUAUAUUUUUAAUAGCCAAAUGUUAAACCCACUUUUUAACAAAAGCAUAAAGAACUGCAUGGUCUGGAACAAUGACACUGCUCCCCCAAUUUCCACCCUAAAACAGGAAUAUCCACUUGCAAGUCCAGAAAAGUAUUAUUUGCUCCAACCAUGGCUACAGCUUUCAAGCUACCACUAAUGUUUACAAAGAACAUGCAAUGUUGUUACUUGGUGUUGUAAUACUUUUAAGACUAUCCUAAUAUUCAACUGAAAACAAGAUUAAUAUGGUUUGGUGACGUUCUUUAUCUGAGAUCUGCCUUCUGCUCCAGUGUUUAUGAUACAGUUCAAAAUGAUAUAUAGUACAUUUUCUGUUUUGCCAUAUUUUAUAAAAUGUGCCACUCAAAAUUUAGGCCUUACAAGUAUUUCAUCUUCAGUUUAGCAGAGAAAUAAUUAACUUUUUUUCAAUAAUGUUCAGGUUUGCUUAUGUCCUUAAACAUAUUUUGCUUAGGGUAUGCUUAAUGACUUGAUUUCCUUGAUUUUAGAAACAGUUGAAAAUUAAGUAUUAGAGUCUAAAUCUUGUCUUAAAUGAUCAGUAAGGGUUUUUUGCAGUACAUUCUAAAAUACUGUGAAAAUAUUAAGUAUUAUUAUAGAACACUUACAGUCCAAAUUGUGUCUUGAAUGAACAAUAUUUUUAAAUAAAUGUAUAAAUAACGUGAAAA
This is a messenger RNA of Podarcis muralis (Common wall lizard), 2241 nucleotides long. It is a transcript of the gene FBXO36, whose product is annotated as F-box protein 36. NCBI's taxonomy places the organism in Eukaryota, Metazoa, Chordata, Lepidosauria, Squamata, Lacertidae. Gene Ontology annotation, biological process: SCF-dependent proteasomal ubiquitin-dependent protein catabolic process. The record is from RefSeq and is a predicted model, not a curated record. Gene Ontology annotation, cellular component: SCF ubiquitin ligase complex. Gene Ontology annotation, molecular function: protein binding.